Dioscorea cayenensis subsp. rotundata (Guinea yam) is the source of this 1268-nucleotide messenger RNA. RefSeq names its product peroxidase 4-like. Gene Ontology annotation, molecular function: heme binding; peroxidase activity. Lineage: Eukaryota; Viridiplantae; Streptophyta; Magnoliopsida; Dioscoreales; Dioscoreaceae. Gene Ontology annotation, biological process: hydrogen peroxide catabolic process; response to oxidative stress. The transcript is spliced from 4 exons. The coding region runs from base 69 to 1040 and encodes 323 amino acids. The record is from RefSeq and is a predicted model, not a curated record.
UGCAAUGACAUCAAACAACCAAAAUCAAACUUAGUUAUUAGUUUUGAGUUUGUUUGAUAUCCAACAAAAUGUCUAAGUACUCCUCUUCCUCCUUGACCUUUGCCAUUGUCUCCUUUGCUUACCUCCUUUUACUUGGCAGCUCUUCCGCUCAGCUCUCCACCAACUUCUACUCAUCCUCAUGCCCUAAUCUCUGCUCCACAGUGAAACCAGUCCUUCAAUCAGCCAUUAACAAGGAUAAGAGGAUGGGAGCUUCCAUUCUCCGCCUCUUCUUCCAUGACUGCUUCACUAAUGGUUGUGAUGGUUCAUUGCUCUUAGAUGAUACUUCAAGCUUCACAGGAGAAAAGACGGCAAAUGCUAACUUAAACUCCGCAAGAGGAUUCGAUGUCAUCGACAAUAUAAAGACUGCAGUAGAGAAAGCAUGUCCUGGCGUUGUGUCCUGCGCCGACAUCCUAGCAAUCGCAGCGAGAGACUCAGUUGUUCUUCUUGGAGGGCCGAACUGGAGCGUGAAGUUGGGCCGUAGAGAUGCACGAACAGCUAGUAAAUCAGUUGCUAAUAAUAACAUACCUCAACCAACUCAAAGUCUCAGUGCUCUCAUCUCCAAGUUCUCUGCUCAAGGCCUCUCCGCUAAGGAAAUGGUUGCACUUGUUGGUGGACAUACAAUUGGACAAGCAAGGUGUACAUCAUUCAGAGGACACAUUUACAAUGACACAGACAUUGAUAGCUCAUUUGCAAAGCUUAGGCAAGCGAACUGCCCAAGAGCUAGUGGUUCAGGGGACAACAACUUGGCUCCAUUGGACCUUCAAACUCCUACUGCUUUUGAUAACUACUACUAUAAAAACCUUGUCAACAAAAAGGGUCUUCUUCAUUCAGAUCAGCAGAUGUUUGAUGGUGGAUCUACUGAUUCUCAAGUGAGGAGUUAUAGCAACAACCAACAAGCCUUCUUCUCUGACUUCGUUGCUGCCAUGAUCAAGAUGGGAGACAUCAAACCUCUCACUGGUUCCACUGGAGAGAUUAGAAAGAACUGCAGAAAAAUUAACUAAGUAUAUAUAUCUGAGAGAGAGAUAUAGCUUUGAUUAUUAAAUAUUUUCCAUCUAUGUUUGUAGUAUGUUAUGACUUUUUAAUUUUUAUGAUUUGAGUCUUUGAGUGUUUAGUAAUUAGUAGUAGUUGAGAGUACCAGCUUAAGCAUUGAAUAAAUUAAUGAUUUGAUGUUGUUAUAUUAUUAUUGUUGUUCAUGGCUUGUUAUGCUUUUUAGUAUGUUAAUUAUUUUA